AUGUCUGCCACAGCUGCCGCCGCCGCUUUCGCCAUGGACGCCGCCACCAUCGAGGCGGCCUCCGCCAAGCACCCCAAGCAGGCGACGUUCCGCCCCUCCUAUGGUACCGCCGGCUUCCGCUGCGAGGCGUCCCUGCUCGACUCGACCGUCUUCCGCUGCGGCCUGCUGAUCGCUGCGCGCGCGCUCGCGACGGGCGCCGCGUGCGGCGUCAUGAUCACCGCGUCCCACAAUGUCGACAGCGACAAUGGCGUGAAGCUGGUGGACCCCUCUGGCGAAAUGCUCGAGCCCGCCUGGGAGGACCUCGCCACCCGCCUGGCCCAGGCGGCCACCGACUCGGAAGUCGCAUCCGAGCUCUCCGCGAUCCUCGCCGCGCACCCCCCCGCCCCCGAGGCCGCCGCCGCCCCCGCCGCCGCGCCCGGCGCCAAGGGCGGCCCGCGCGUCAUCGUCGGGCGCGACACGAGGGACAGCGGCCCGCGGCUGACGGCCGC
Monoraphidium neglectum is the source of this 488-nucleotide messenger RNA. RefSeq lists its product as hypothetical. Gene Ontology annotation, molecular function: phosphoacetylglucosamine mutase activity. The annotation marks the transcript as partial. NCBI's taxonomy places the organism in Eukaryota, Viridiplantae, Chlorophyta, Chlorophyceae, Sphaeropleales, Selenastraceae. The transcript has a single exon. Gene Ontology annotation, biological process: carbohydrate metabolic process; UDP-N-acetylglucosamine biosynthetic process. The record is from RefSeq and is a predicted model, not a curated record.